Molecule: messenger RNA, 2565 nt
Organism: Phaeoacremonium minimum UCRPA7
Lineage: Eukaryota; Fungi; Ascomycota; Sordariomycetes; Togniniales; Togniniaceae
Product: putative ankyrin repeat protein
Exons: 1
Coding region: 1-2565 (854 amino acids)
Molecular function (GO): protein binding
Source: RefSeq, a predicted model, not a curated record
AUGGCUCCUUUCACGCAGCUCCCCGCCGAGCUUGUCAUCCUGAUCGCCAACCUUCUCGAGCUUCCAGACCAGCUGAGCUUCACCGCCACGAGCCACUAUUUCCACAACAUCGUCAAUCACGUUGUCUACGAAGAUAAUGUCAAGCACGGAGGUGCAUCGUCCUUCUUCUGGGGCGCAGAGAACGGUGUCAUUGGCACGCUGAAAGCCGGCCUGGCAGCCGGCGUCGACAUUAACGCUUCCGUCUGGCCACAGCUUGAUUCGUCCUCAGACGGUGAUAGCUCAAGUGACGAGAACGUCGACGAGAGCGAGGAGGCGAAAGCCCCAAAGAAGUCUGCUACGGCACUUCACGUCGCCGCUAAGCAUGCUCGCCGCGAUGCCGUCGAGUGGCUGCUCGACAAUGGCGCCGAUAUCAACGCCCCGUCUUACAAGUACUGCAACUGUCUACGUAUGCACUGGCGCAAGUAUUUCACCCCCCGAUCUGAGCGGCCGACCUGGACACCACUGUUCAUGGCCUUGAAUCACACUGACACAGCGGUGGCCGAGCUGCUCAUCUUCCGCGGGGCGAGACUGGACAAUCUCAAUGUGUCGCGUGAUGAGAAGAUCACUGCACUGCAAGUAGCUGCUGCAAAUGGGCACACCUCUAUUGUCAAGCUUCUCGCUCUCGACGUCAACCUGGACAUUAACGAGCGAGAUUAUCGCCAGAACACGGCGCUUCAUUAUGCCUCACAGUUCUGGGGCCAGGGCGAGACGGAUCUCUUCAAGUCCUCUGCGAUCCCCAAGCUGCUCAGCCUGGGCGGCGACAUCGAGGCUGAGAACCAGGACGGACACACACCGCUCCUCCACGCCUGCUGGAUGGGCAACUAUCGUGCAGCUAGUCUGUUCGUGCGUGCAGGGGCCAAUCCCAAUCCUCACCGCCUCAUACCCGACUUCACGGGCGUCCAGCCCCUGUACUUCUGCGUGCAGUCCAAGGCGCGGAUCGCGACGCACUGCGAUCGCGUACCCUCGCAGGCCAAGUCCGAGUGGGAGGACGCCCGCAUCGAGCUGCUGAAGAGCCUCAUCGAUGCGGGCGCCGACAUCGAGGCGCGGGUCACCGAGAGCGGGCACUCGUACCGCGGGUCUACGGCGCUCAUGUACGCGGCGCAGUACGCCGGUCAUCGCGCGGUGCAGGUCUUGCUAGAUGCCGGCGCCAACUUCAACGAGCAGAACAGCGGCGGGGAGACGGCGCUGCUGCUGUGGCUGCGGGGCGACGAGAUCCAUGAUGCGUCGGACACGACGGCCGAGCUGCUCAUCAAGGCAGGGGCUCGCAUCGACUUCACCGAUCACGUUGGAGUCGACGCGCUGAGCUGGGCCGUUACACAGUAUGACCCGGACGACCCUGCUGCGGCGGACGGGACGUGGUCCAAGAAGAUUGUGCUGCGGUCCAUGCUGGAGAUCAUCACGGCGCGCAACGUCUCGGACGCUCGACUACGCCGGGAGAUGAGCAAGUGCGCGCGAACCGGCAAGGCUGCUCAACUAAGUCUGCUAUUGAACUGCCUCGACUGGCUAUUUAACGUGACCGAGGGGGAUAUUCGCACGCUCACGGACGACAUCUUCAACCAGCCAAUGACGAUGGACCGGCAGCCUACCCUGGACAUCAUAAUGAACUACGGUCCGCGCCCGGAGUCGACUGAAGCGCUAUUAUUACGGGCAUUCUCAAAGCAGGACCAGGGGCUGGCUCUAGCUCUCAUCCAGCGGGGCGUUGACGUGGACAUGCGACUCUGGGCAAACAGGACACUCCUACAUGCCGCCUGCGACUGGUCAGAGCCUGAGGGCAUGGCUCAAACGGGCAAGGAGGCUGUCCAACUGGUAGAGGCCUUGUUGGAGCGAGGCGCCGAGGUCGACGUCUUCGAUGACGAGCUACGGACUCCGCUAUCCAUGGCCAUUAUCAACAACAACAAAGUGGUCGCGAACGCUCUGAUGCGGGAGGUGGCGGAUCCGUAUCUCGUACCCCCAGAUGAUAUCCUCGAGGAGCUAUAUCCCGACGAAGACGAGCGCCUGUGCGCCAAGAAGAGCUAUCAGACAUCGUUCGACCUGGCUAUCCGCCACGACCGGUUUGAGAUCCUCGAUAAUAUGUGCAGUCGCUUCGCCUUGCCAGACAUGCCGCCCCGCUCGCGGAAGACAUAUCUCCACCGUGCCGUGGAAGACUAUCGAAUGUUUAAGCUCCUGCUCUCGAAGGGCGCGGACCCCAACGGCGGCGAGUGGUGUCUCGAUCCUCCGCUCGUCUCUGGCUUGCGCUACAUGCGCGACACGCCUUCGCCUGACGACGUCGCUGUUCGCAUGGCAGUAAAAAUGCAGCUGCUUCUAGAACACGGCGCCGACAUCUACAGGAAAGGUAGGGGCGGUGUAGACGCCGUCGACAUCUUGGGGGACAUCGUGAGCGCGAAAAGGUGCAAGGCGAACCCGAUCGACCUGGUCGAACUGAAGGCGCUUAGUGAGCUGAUGCUGAAGAAUCAUGAAAUGUCUGAAAAGACUGAGGAUGAGUCCGCAAGAAAAGAGAGGCUCCUUAAGCUAAUAUCGGAUAUAUGA